Messenger RNA from Xyrichtys novacula (pearly razorfish), 3629 nucleotides. Lineage: Eukaryota; Metazoa; Chordata; Actinopteri; Labriformes; Labridae. The record is from the annotation of a GenBank genome assembly.
AUGCUGACCCGUACUUUGUAGUUUGCGCAUGCGUGCUUCUCAGUCCGUCAGAGAGCAGCAGCCUGUAAACAUGGCUGGUGUAGGCUUCCGACGGUGGGCCCAACUCCUUUCUGAAAGGAAGGGCUCUGGCAUUCCAGCCCUUUUUCCGGGCGCCAGGGCAGGUCAGUUGUGUCGACGAAUUAAAAUAAACCUUCUGAAGAAUUUAUCUGAAUAAGCAUGUCAGAAUUUGAAAGAAAAAGCUUCGUAUUCGCAUAACCUUGACAUGCUAACGUUAGCUCAUGCUACCGCUGUUUUGAACGAGUGAAGGCUAGCAGCUCAACUUUGAACUGCCCUCAUCUGUCCUCAUUCGUUUGUGCAUAUGAGUCGUAUAAAUGUGUAUUUGUUAGAUUAACAAGAAUGUUAAUGUUGGUGUUUUAGCCGCUGGUCUGGCAAAGGAUGGCUUACCCGGUUCUUUUCCUAAGACCCCUGAGGAGAAAGCUGCAGCUGCAAAGAAGUACAACAUGAGAGUGGAGGACUAUGAACCAUAUCCAGACAACGGCGAAGGGUGAGCAUUACCCUCUGAAAACAGACUAUUCAUAAUAACCUGGUUCAAACUGUUCUGUAUUUCUAUGGUUAAUUAAGUAAGGUUAAAUUAAUUCAUCAUUUGGCAUUAGUUUUACAAUAGAGAGCAGUUAAAGACCUGCAUAAAUCAGUGCCAUCCUUUAAUUUCUGCAGCUUUGGUGAUUAUCCAAAGUUACCAGAUAAAUCCCAGCAAGAAAGAGACCCCUGGUACCAGUGGGACCACCCUGACCUGAGGAGGAACUGGGGAGAGCCGGUAAGAUAGACUUUUGGUUUGUCCCAAAUCGCGUACUUCCAUACUAAAUACUUAAAAUUUUGAGUAUACCCAACACAAAAUGGAAAAAAGUAUGUGAAAAAUUGAGUACACUAUCGGAUGAUAUUCUUAAAUUGGUCAAGAUUGUGAAUAUCCGACUGUGGACACUCACCCGCACUCAUUUCAUCGGAAGGCUGUGGUGCCAGUGGGUCGGCGACGGUCAACCUGGGAGCUUUGUUCAGAUAAAAGUAAUAAGUUUCCUUUUACACGUGUUCUUUCCACCAAGCACCGCCAGCGUUUAUCGUUUUGAGUCCAUUUGUGGUGUAACCUGUUUUUUGUCGAAUGCUAAUGGUAGUUAGCUAGUAGCCGCCGGGUUCUGCAGGGUUACGCGUGGCAAAUAAAAAAUAACCAGCGGGCCAGCAGAGCCUGCUCAUGGACUGUACAACCAGCGAGGCUAGCUAGCCUGUGACUGGAGGCAGAAUCAGCCACUGGGGUUUGUCUGCAGCGUAUCGUCAUUAUUUCUUUAGUUUUUGUUCUUCUGUCAUUUCUGGUGAGUGCAUGGCAGUAUGCGAUUUCAGGCAGCACUGCACCCUUGAAACUCAUGCACUGCGCGAUUGAGUAUAUAGUAUGUUUAGUACACUCAAUUUAGUAUUAAGUAUGGAAGUAUGUGAUCUGGGACACACCUUUUGUUUUCUAUGAGAGGUUCUCAUAGUUAUAUCAUCACAGAUGGCUUUAAGUGUGUAGGACAUGCAUCUGCUAGUGCAAGUUUAUGAUGCUGAAUGGUACAGGAUUUUAGUAUUAAUUCUUACCCUAAAUGACGAGAUGUUUCAAACUCUUACACAAAACUUUACUCUUGCAACUCAUACAUAAAAAUUCUUGAAUCUGUAGGAGUUAAUUUAUUCUGUGUAAAUAAGAAUAUAUAUCUUUUUAUAUACACUUUAAUUUAUUUGUUUUUAUACCACUACCACUCUACCUCCAGAAAGUGCAAUAAUACUCACCAUGCUGCUAUUUUACCCUUAGUUUUUAUUGUUUUUAUUUUUCUCAUUAAAUUGAACACCAUCAUGCUGUGAUAUGGAAGCCGAGCAACAACAUUUUGUUGCAGAGAGGAAUCACUGCUGUGUUUUAUUCUGUGCAAUGACAUUUAAAGAAAGUCUAAGUCUAAUUAAAUGUUUUCUUAGUUGGUCAGUAUGUUAGGAGUUUUUAAAGGUCUGACAAAUUUAUUGAUGUUACUUAAAAAUAAAAUUUGAUUUGAAGUAAAGUAAAAUGUUCUGAUUUCUCUUCAUGUCUUUGGUACUUUUUUGCCAGUAAAGAUGUAAAAUGGGUCUUAAAAUUUCAUCAUUACAGUCUUAAAGUAUUAAAACAUCUUAAAUUUGACUUGUUGAAACUUGCAGAGACCCUUUUUCAUCUUUGUAAACCAGACAGGUACCGCAGAUAGCUAUCACCAUUUCAAACAAUAUCUCUCACUUUGACUUUGCAAGUUUGAACAUUUUUAAUCCCAGUUUUUCAUUUGCUGAUAUUCUUUUCUCUCAAGUUUUGAUUGGUGAAGUACUUUUGAUCAAGUUUUAGCAAAUUUAAUUUUUUCUCAUUGUGUGUAGUUUCAUGUUGUGGUUGUUUGGUAAGUUACUGUCAAACUGGAUGUCGUCAUCUUGCCACAAAAUAAAUUUACCGAUGGGUACAAACUAAAGCAGCCUGAACUGAACAUCAUUGCUCUUGAGUGUUUAAAAGGAACCAUUUUGUCUUUGUUUCAGUGUCUUUUAUUACGAUUAAAAAUGCCAUUAUAAUUGUGAUUACAGAUUUUCCCUUGAAUUAAUUUAUCAAAACUGUUUGAACUUACCUGAGGUUAAUAAUGGUUGUCUCUCUUUAUUUUUAGAUGCACUGGGAUUUUGACAUGUACAUCAGGAACCGUGUUGAUACCACUCCCAGCCCUGUGCAGUGGUCUUCAGCAUGCAAACAGCUGUUUGGCUUCAUUGGCGGUGCACUGUUUUUGCUCUACCUUGGGGAGCUAUUUCCAUCUUACCACCCUGUUGUAAGUAGGGACCAAUGCUUGUAGCUUUUGGACACAUAUUAAAUGGUUAAGACUGGGUUUAAAGGGGACAUGAUUUCUGACAGUGACUUACUUUUUGCAUGCUUGCAUAAUGCAUCAUAACAACACUGAUUGUUGGACUGUUUUUGCCGCACACAAUAAUGAGUUUUGAAGGUGAAAAAUUGCGCCAGGGCUGCAUAAUAAUUUAUAAAUUUAUGUUUAUCAUAACGUGAGCUGAUACUGAUUAGUGCAGGUAUAAAAAUUUGAUUAAACUUGAAAUUUAUGAACCCAAAUGUGUCAGCCAAGUAGACCCAAUUUAGUGUAAAUUUUAACCAGCACUGACCUGUUCAUGUAGAUAUAAAUAAAGGACUUUUUGUCAUGUUUUUGCCAAUACUCUUCUUUUUUUUUUUUUUUUUUAAAUGAAAAUCAUUUUGUUCACGUAUUUUCACAAUGAAAAAUUUGACAUAGGAGCAACUUUAAUAGAGAAUCUGUAUUUAUUUUGGGCAUAUUAGUCAUUUCUAUGUCACUUUUUUAAGGUGCUGUGUAGCACUUUGUUGAAAUGGUUUAAAUUGUGUGUCUAAUUUCAAACGAAAGCAGAUUUUUAAUAAAGAAUUUUCCUCUCUUUCAGGGGCCGAAACAGUAUCCCUAUAACAACCUGUACCUGGAGAAAGGAGGAGAUCCAGAGAAACAACCAGAAGAAGAAGUCAAAAAUUAUGAAAUUUAAUGACUUAAACCUGAAUCUACUUGUGUGUAUAUAUAUUUCUGUCAAGAAUAAAGGUGUUAACAGUUAAGUUA